AUGUUCUCAAAACUGGAUGCACGUCAUAUUCAGAACAUGAGCGCGGCGACAGCUAUCGAGCCACAUUGGGGAUAUGCUGAUCGUGCCGUGCCAUGCACCAAUGAUGCAGGAUCCUGUGCCUAUCUCGACGAUGUAUACUCAUCCCACGACCGGGGAAUGCUAUACUCGGGCAUCAUGUGGUGUGUCAUUGGCGCCAUUCUACUCCUUUGGGUUAUUCUCAAUCAGUUCAAUGCGCCCACAAUAUCACCAUCACCAGCAACACAAGAACCAACGGGGUUAGUCAAAGCUCGACGUGCUUUGAUAUCUUUCACCCGUAAAUAUCUCCUACCCGAUGCAGCUCGGCUUAUCUUCGGCCGAACGACUCGCCUCCAGGUUCUCAACCUUGCCCUACUGAUGGGCUACCUUCUCAUCUUCAGCUUUGUCGGCAUCGGUUACCACAGAUGGGUCACGCCGGUUUCCGAUAUGCCUGGCGUGUACAACAUUCGUGACAGUAUUGGCCCAUGGUCAGACCGCGUCGGUACCCUAGCAUAUGCCCUCACACCGCUCUCUGUGCUGCUGAGCAGCCGAGAGUCCUUCCUCUCUAUAAUCACUGGCCUGCCAUACCAGAGUUUCAACUUCCUUCACCGCUGGCUGGGCUACAUCAUCUUCGUACAGAGCUCCCUUCAUACAAUCGGCUGGUGUGUAGUCGAGCUCAGACUAUAUCAACCACAACCUACCGUCGGAAUCGAGUGGGUCACACAAACAUACAUUGUCUGGGGCAUCGUCGCUAUGAUUCUCCUUCUCCUUCUCUUCGGACUGAGCACACCGUGGGGCAUCAGGCUCACCGGCUACGAAACCUUCCGCAAACUACACUACAUCCUCGCCAUGGUCUACAUCGGUGCCUGCUGGGCGCACUGGAAAGCACUCAAAUGUUUCAUGUGGCCUUCGCUGAUAUUCUGGUUCCUCGAUCGCGGCGCAAGGCUGGUCCGCACCGCUAUCUUACACUACCACCCCAACCACGGCGACGCUAGUCUAGGUUUCAAAACCGCCGACGCCAUAAUCACGCGCUUCCCAGACCCCGACCACGGCGACGUCAUCCGCCUCGACUUGGAUAACAACCAAGACCCCUGGGCCAUAGGCCAACAUUACUAUCUUUGCUUCACGAAGGGCAGCGUCUGGCAAUCCCACCCCUUCACGCCACUCAACCUCCCCCUCAUUUCAAACGGCACAGUGAAGCAUUCUUACCUCCUCCGUGCAAAGGGCGGCGAAACGAAAAAAGUCGCUGACCUCGCCGUCGAAACCAAAUCAACUCCCGUGAUCUUGACAGGCGCAUACGGUGAAUCAAUCACCACCCACUUAACACCUUCUACAAAUAUCAUCUGUAUCGCCGGUGGAACAGGCAUCACCUACGUUCUCCCCGUCCUUCUCGAUCUCGCCCGCCAACAGCCCUCUCCAGACCGGAAGGUCGAACUCAUCUGGGCGAUCCGCCACACUGCAAACACAGAGUGGAUUGGUGCAGAGCUCGAUAUGCUACAGAAAGUGCGCAAUACGCUCAACCUAGAGAUCCGAAUAUUCGCAACCAGAGACGCGAGCAGCAAGGCACCUUCGGAGAUCUCUGCGGAGAAUUGCAAUUUAACAGUUCCCAAGAUCGACGAGAAAGUGCAGAUUGCUUCUGAGUCUUCAUGCUGUGGCUGUGAUAAACCCACAUCGGUUGAACGGCUUGGUGGGUCGGAGGAUUUCUCUCGUCAUCCGGAUCUGCCUCAAUUAGUGAAUUCCUUCUUGGAGGACACCGUGCGUGGCCCGACUAGUGUGUUCGCUAGUGGGCCUGGAGGCAUGAUUAGUGAUCUGCGGGAUAUUGUCGCGUCUUGUAAUGACGGGGGCAAAGUCUGGAAAGGCCAGGAGAGAUUUGAUGUAAGGCUUGUCUGUGAUGAUCGCCUAGAAUGGUGA
Messenger RNA from Penicillium soppii, 1926 nucleotides. Its product is annotated as ferric reductase family protein. Gene Ontology annotation, biological process: iron ion transport; intracellular iron ion homeostasis; copper ion import. The transcript has a single exon. Bases 1 to 1926 code for a protein of 641 amino acids. Gene Ontology annotation, molecular function: ferric-chelate reductase activity. Gene Ontology annotation, cellular component: plasma membrane. The record is from RefSeq and is a predicted model, not a curated record. Lineage: Eukaryota; Fungi; Ascomycota; Eurotiomycetes; Eurotiales; Aspergillaceae.